AUGUCGCGAACCACUUCGGCAGACACCUCUCUCGGUCGCUAUAACCCCCUAGUGAACCCAGUCCACUCCAAACCAGCUCUGGUCGAAGAACACAUCGAGGACCAACAGCAUAUCCUCUUCUCACGACCUCUCUUCGGAGCCUUGCUCUUCGAGAAUACGACCUCAGAUGCGCGUGAUCACUGCGCCAACGAGCGUACCUUUCUCUCAUGGCUCCGUCUCUCCAUGUACCUAGCCAUUGUUUCGCUAGCCAUCAUCAUCUCGUUCCACUUCCGUGAGCAGCCCUCGGGUUUGGAGCGACGGAUGGCUCUCCCGCUCGGCAUCAUCUUCUGGCUGCUCAGUAUAACCUGUCUGAUUAACGGGUUUGCGAAUUACUCCCGCACCGUCAUGAAGUAUAGUCGCAAGGCGGCUCUGGUCCAGAGUGGUUGGAAGACUCAGGUCGUUUUUACCGUGGUUGGGACCGUCAUCUUGGGCAGUUGUAUCCUCUUUUUAUCAACGGACAAGUCAGGAUAG
Molecule: messenger RNA, 510 nt
Organism: Penicillium cosmopolitanum
Lineage: Eukaryota; Fungi; Ascomycota; Eurotiomycetes; Eurotiales; Aspergillaceae
Product: DUF202 domain-containing protein
Exons: 2
Coding region: 1-510 (169 amino acids)
Source: RefSeq, a predicted model, not a curated record